AUGCGUCCUGGUCGGAUGCGGAACGGAGCAAUCCGGUCCGCCGAUCGAUUCGGGGCGUGGACCGACGCGGAUUACGGUGGCGGCCUAAGCCCGGGCUUUUGA
Messenger RNA from Arabidopsis thaliana (thale cress), 102 nucleotides. RefSeq lists its product as uncharacterized. Bases 1 to 102 code for a protein of 33 amino acids. NCBI's taxonomy places the organism in Eukaryota, Viridiplantae, Streptophyta, Magnoliopsida, Brassicales, Brassicaceae. The record is from RefSeq and is marked reviewed. The transcript has a single exon.